CAUAACAUUACCUACAGCUAGUGUAAUUGCUAGGUUGAUAUCUAUAAAUAAUGAUUUACCUAUUCUUUGGUGCGGCGUUUCUUUUUUGGGUUCUACUCAGAGUUACUGAUACCAGGAAUAAUAGUAAAACUUGUUUGGUUGGAAAAACUGCCCUGGUCACCGGAGGAAAUAGAGGUUUGGGCUUCCAAACUUCAUUAGGUUUAGCUGCUAGAGGUUGUAGAGUAAUUAUUGCAUGUCGAAGUAAUGCCGAAAAAGACAAGGAACAAAUAAUUAACCUAACAAAUAAUCCUAACAUAGUAUUGAAGAAGCUCGACUUAACUUCAUUUAAAUCAAUCAGAAGUUUUGCUGAAGAUCUCAACAAAACCGAGGAAAAAAUCGAUAUUUUAAUCAACAACUCAGGCGUUGGAACCAUUUCUGAAGAAUUGACUGAAGAUGGCUAUCAAAUUAUUAACCAAGUAAACUAUUUGGGACCAUUCCUUCUAACACAUUUACUUAUAGGGCUCUUAAAAAAACCUAAUAGAGCAAGAAUUGUAUGGCUUUCAUCGUUUUCGGUAUGGUUAAACCAAUUAGAAGUAAAUUCAAUGGGAGCAAAAAAAGCUGAUCUUCGUUACUUAGCCUUAACGCAUUCUUAUGCCGAUACCAAGGCAGCUAUAGUUGUCAUGUCAAAUGCAUUUGCAGAAAAAUUAAAACCUUUCAAUAUAACCUCAAACGCUUUACACCCUGGAGUUUGUUACACGGAUAUUUUCCAGGCAGCUGAUGCCGUUCUGCCUACACUUUUUGUGAAAUUAUUUUACGGUUUGGGAAGACUUUACUUUAAAUCGCCUGAAUCUGGCGCCCAACUAACAUUGAAGCUGGCUAUGUCGCACAGCCUAAAACACUUGACAGGAGCAUUUUAUUGGGACUUCUAUUCCUAUCCUUCUCCUAGUAUUUUAAGCGAUAAACAAUUUGAAGCUGAAUUGUGGAAAGAAUCAGAAAAAUGGGUGCACCUUAGAGAUCAAGAAAGAAUUUAAAAGAAUCAGCUUUAUAUUUGCUUUCCAUAUCCAAAACAUAAUAUGUGUUGUUAUUUAUUCUGUUUAAAUUGUGUCAAUAAAGGUUUCCUUUACAAACAGCCAAAACAGUACU
This is a messenger RNA of Brassicogethes aeneus, 1122 nucleotides long. NCBI's taxonomy places the organism in Eukaryota, Metazoa, Arthropoda, Insecta, Coleoptera, Nitidulidae. The record is from the annotation of a GenBank genome assembly.